Messenger RNA from Penicillium crustosum, 759 nucleotides. RefSeq lists its product as uncharacterized. Bases 1 to 759 code for a protein of 252 amino acids. The record is from RefSeq and is a predicted model, not a curated record. Lineage: Eukaryota; Fungi; Ascomycota; Eurotiomycetes; Eurotiales; Aspergillaceae. The transcript has 5 exons.
AUGGGCGACUGGGAUAAUGUGGAGCGCCACAAGUGGAAUUGCGACUACCCGCUGCUGCUCAACAGUCCCGAGGGAGCGAAGAGUGGAUCGCAGAGCAACUACGGUGGCAUGGGCACUAAGAGUAUGCGUGUGGCUGUCGACGACAGUCUGAAGCGCCUUCAGGUCAGUCAUAUUGAUCUAUACUGCGUUCAUGCGUGGGAAUUUGCUACCUCUAUCCCUGGGCUGAUGAAAUCACUCAAUACCCUCGUGCAACAGGGCAAGGUGCUAUAUCUAGGGAUCAGCGACACGCCUGCCUGGGUCAUUACCAAGGAUAAUGCUUAUGCGCGCGAGUAUGGUCUACGUCAGUUCUCCGUCUACCAGGGUCGGUAUUCGGCUAUGAUGCGCGAUCUCGAGCGUGAUAUCAUCCCUAUGGCUCGGGAUGAGGGCAUGGCUAUUCACUCGUGGGAUGUGCUCGGCAGUGUCCCUCUUACGUCCGUUGCGCUCGCCUAUGCACCGCAGAAGGCUCCGUAUAUCUUCCCUAUGGUUGGCGGAAACAAAGUCUUUCAUCUCAAGGUCAAUGUCGCAGCCUUGAGCCUAGAGCUUACUCCCGAGGAUGUUGCAGAGGUUGGCAAAGGCUACGACUUUGAUCUUGGCUUCCCACACGACUUCCUCAACUUGGCUGGCCUUAUGCCCCAUGGUCCACAGCACGUGUACUUCCUCGCGGGCUUGGGUCAUUUCGAUUAUGUCGAGCCUACGACUGGAAUCAAGCCUCGGAAGUAG